AAGGUAGUUAACUGAUUUUAAAAAAUAAAAAUAAACAAUUGGAAGAAUUUUUAUAGAGGAAAAAAGUGGAACUUAUUGUAAUAUUAGUGUUUUUAAAAAGAAAUUGGGUAAUAUAAUAAAAUACUACGAUGGUAGUUUUUUUUUUUAGGUAGUGUGUUAUUUAGGAAAAAUAACAAUGGAAGUUUUUUUUAGGAGGGUUUUUUAUUUAUUUUUUAAAAAUUGACAGGUGAAAGUUAUUUGUAGGGCAAAAAAAAAAAAAAAAAAAUAUUGCACCAAAUUGUAUGAUUGGAGUUUUGGAGUGAUGUGGUUAAGUGUUGCAAAAAUGACUCUACAAUUAAAUACUUCGUAUUAGAUUUGUGACUAUAUAAUAUCUUUUGGUUGGUUUCUUAAUUCUAUCUUACGUUAAACUUGUACUCGUAUUAUAUCCAUCAAUGAAAAAUUAAAAACCAAGCAUUUGUGUGUUCAUUGAAUUUUAGCAAUAGAUCAGACUAUCAGAGUAUUGGACCAAGCAAGAGUUUGACAAUGGAAGACGAAAAAGAUCAAUUGAGCUCACUUCCAGACGCCAUCCUCAUCGAAAUUCUCUCACUCCUUCCGAUGAAAUCCGCCGCCACCACCUCCGUAUUAUCCCACCGUUGGCGCCACCUCUGGACCGGAGUCACCCGCGUUGUUAUUGAUGCUCGAUUAGAAUCCACCGCCAUAAUUGACCACAGUCUACAUAAGCUUACAUCUCGGAAACUCCACAUGUUUGUUCUCAAUUUGAACAAUUUCUCCGAUAAUCCCAACCCCAGAGCAUCAGUGUCUUGGUUUCGAGAAGUUCACAGCCGAAAUGUGGAGAAUAUCACAUUCACUGUACCGCGAGGUGAAUCCCACUAAAUUAGUCAAAACUUGUAUUGACUUGAAGAAUAAUGGAGAUUGGUCGUAUUGUGAAGAGGACGAGGACGAGGACGAGGACAUGGUGGAUGAGGAGAAUCUUGGCUUGUUACAAAAAGAAUAUACUCACCAGAUGACCAAGUUUGUUGGAGGAUUGUCUAGUGUUAGCAAUUUGAAGCUGAAGCAAGAGUUUCAUACCAAUAUCUUCAGACAUUGUAGUUCUGCAAAUCUGCCAAUCUUUUCCAAUCUAUCCCGCCUUGAAACAGAGUGCCCUAUGGAUUUGCUGUUUUCUUUACAUUGUUUUCCCAACUUAGAGCAUCUUGUCGUGUGUCUAUGGCCACAAACUUUACCAACACUUGAUUUUUCAAUGGAGCAAAGCGAUUGGUUGCAACCGGAUUCUAUUCCAGAUUGUUUAGCAAGUAAGCUCAAGACUAUACAAUUAAGUGGAAUACAAGGGACCGGCGAUUCCCUGAGGGUACUAGCGUAUAUUCUGAGUCACGCAAAUGUUUUGGAAAAGCUUUGCAUAGAUUUUAGAAGGCCUAAUUUCAUAUAUGAACAUAAAGAAGCAUAUGUAGUGUGGAAGGAAUGUCAGUUCUGUAGGUCACUGUUUAAACUUCCAAGGAGGUCCUCAACUUGUGAGGUUGUGGUUUCUGGCUGUUAUGUCACAGCAUCAGGUAAUACCUUACAAGACGGAUACCUUACCUGUCGAAUGUAUGUGGGCAAAUAGACCUAAUAUGCGCAACUUGUUUUCCAAAUGCAAGCAUUCAAGCUUAAGAGUUGCAGGUACUUAUUACUAAGUUCCUAUUAGUUGUUGUUUUAUGCAUUGCAUAUAGUUUGGUUUAGGCUUAACAAUGUUUCUAGAAAUGAUGGAUAUGUAAUUAUGUAUGUAUUUUAGCCUUGCAAUGUACUGUUUUUUGCCUCUUUUUGCUAUUAAGUUUAUAUGUUUUUAAGUUC
Chenopodium quinoa (quinoa) is the source of this 1824-nucleotide messenger RNA. Its product is annotated as F-box/FBD/LRR-repeat protein At1g16930-like. The record is from RefSeq and is a predicted model, not a curated record. NCBI's taxonomy places the organism in Eukaryota, Viridiplantae, Streptophyta, Magnoliopsida, Caryophyllales, Amaranthaceae. The transcript has 2 exons. The coding region runs from base 827 to 1597 and encodes 256 amino acids.